GGAUCUAUUGGAGGAGACAAACCCACAAAUCACCCUUCAACCGUUUAGACCGUCUGAACCCAUUGAGUGACCAACAGGAAAUCACAUGGAGGUGCUGUCGUGCUCACAUGACAAUCUGAACUAUGGCAGGCGAGCUCAAUGAAGGAUCAGUUCCUCCAUACUACAGGGAGGUGUAUGAGGCCAUCCGGAGUAAGAUAGAUGAACGAGUGCAGGUUGAGGUCUUCCAGAGGUUGCUCAGCAGGACAGAUCUUCCCAGUGCUGUGCAGGGCCAGAUUGCUGAGCAUGUUAACUACACUGAUGGAUUCUUAAGCAAGUUGUCCCUCUAUAAAGCACUGGCGUUGAUUGCACUUGCUCAGCAAGGAAAGCAACCAAGCCCGAAACUCUUGGAGAACUGCAUACAAGAGUUCCCUAAGCCCCAACUUGGUGAGUUCAAGGACCUCCAGAAUCUGAGGAUGCAGCCAACUCAGGAGAGCCCCCUCACAGUGUCCCAGACCCUGGGCAAGCUGCUGGCCAGGGAUACAGUCCAGGUGGAGCUAAUUCCUGAGAAGAAGGGUCUGUUCCUCAAACACGUGGAGUACCAGAUCACCAGCCAGCGUUUUAAGAUAUCCGUUUACCGGCGGUACAGUGAUUUCGAUGUCUUCCACGAGCUCCUGCUGCAGAGGUUUGCCUACAGAAUGGUGCCUGCACUGCCGCCUAAGAGAAUGCUGAAAGGAGUCCUGACCUCCAUGUCUGAGCGGGACUUUAUAGAGGGAAGGCGACGUGCUCUGGGCCGGUUCAUCAACCUAGUGGCACGACACCCCUUCUUCUCAGAGGACGAACUGGUCAAGACCUUUCUCACCUUCAACGGCUCGGACGUUCAAGUGAAAAUGCGUGAUGCUUGCAAGAAAAUGGGAGAUGAAUUCAUGACGAAUAGAAUGGCAACUCUGGCAAAGGAAUAUCUCCCAGCUGAUAUCCAGGCCCAGUUUUCAUCAAGCAGGGAACUGAUCAAGAAUAUCCACAACAGCUUUCACAAGCUGCGGGACCGGGCAGAGAAGAUGGCAGAGCGCUCCAAGGAAAACGCCACUGAUUUGCUAAUGUUUGGAAGGGAGCUCAGUACACUGGGCUCCGAUGGUUCACCCAUUCCCUCUCUGGCCUCAUCCCAAAGCACCUGGGGCAUUCUCCGUCAGUCUCUGAAAGGCCUUUCCGUAGAGUUUGCUCUGCUAGCCGACAAAGGUGCUCAGCAGGGGAGGAGAGAAGAGGACGAUGUUGUGGAAAAACUGAAUCUAUUCUUGGAUUUGCUGCAAUCAUACAGAGAUCUGUGUGAGCGGCAUGAGAAGGGAGUAUUGCACGAGCACCAGAAAGCGCUGCAGAAGUAUGGUAUGAUGAAGAGGCAGAUGAUGAGCGCCACAGUGCAGCCCAAAGAGCAGGUGUCUGUGGAGCAACUGGAGUCUCGCAUUGUGCAGCAAGAGAACGCCAUUCAGACCAUGGAACUGCGGAACUACUUCUCCCUGUUCUGCCUUCACCAGGAGACUCAGCUCAUCUUCACUUACCUGCCCAUCACCUCUCACAUCCUGGGAGCCUUCGUCAACUCACAGGUCCAAGGACACCAAGAGAUGGGUGCAGUGUGGAAUGAUCUCCAGCCGAAGCUUGGGUGUCUCUUUGGUGUCAAUGGAAUGCAAUCCCCUCCUCUUACACCCAAGUAGACACCCAUGCUCUCUCAACAAGCAAUGAAGAUGCUGCUUUGCAAGCCAAGAUACAGUCAAAGUCUCAGAAGGGACUGAUGGUGAACUGUUUUCAUAAAACCUUGAAAAACACUACAAACUGUGCCUUAAGUAACAGUUGUGUGGUGGAGGGUAAACGCAAGUAGCCUAAUGCAGUGUACUCACCUCUUUGUCUUUAUGGGACAGUUUAUCCACCUUUUGCAGAAAAAUGCAUUGAAGUAUAGGGAGUGUUACUUUUUUCUCUGCUACCGGUGAUCAGUUUACCCACCAAUUUCUUUUUUUACCACUACAUCACUGAUUUCAAUGAAUGGAUGUGGUCUGCAGCUCAUGAUAUAUUAUACUGUACGUGCAUCCUCAUUAGGGAUGUCACAGAGGUUGAUCAAAGGAGCUCAUUUGGAAGUGGAAGAGUGCUUUGAAGAAUGUGUGCUGCUGCUGCUGCUGCACCAUCGUUGAUGCUGCACCACCGUUGAUGCUGCACCACCGUUGAUGCUGCACCACCGUUGAUGCUGCCUUGCUGUACGAGAAGAGGACAAUAUUGCUUUCAUAGUUGAUAUACGGGGAACAUUUUGUUGAAAAGGAAUCCACAAAAAGCUGGACCUUUCUGUGUUAUUUUGUAGCUCACUGCCUUUACCAUAUGAGGGACUUCUUAGCUACACUUCUUGGAGGAUUAUUCAGCUAUGUUGAGGUAUAAUGUAGUGUCUUAUUGCAGGCAGACAAAUGUAAGAAUGUAUGUGCAUGUAAGAAAACACUAAUUAAGCUGAUUGACGAUGUUGCCACACAGGGAAGAUGCGUUUCCUGGCCGCAGCCAGGGGGCGGCAAUAUACCCUUUGUGUUUAAAAUGACUAGUGUAAAUGUUUAAGCUGUUUAGAAAGAUUCUAAUCAGGGCACAGCCUCAUUUCCAAAAGACAGGCAAACCAAUAUAUAUUUAAGGAAAUGUAGUAGCAGCAUGCUAUUCAAUGGUUUGUUGUAAAAUAAAACAUAGGUAUUAAUCAUCCUACUGACCACACUUGUGCAAUUGGGCUUGCUAGCUUGUUGUCUUUAUAUUCAUGCAAAGGACUUCAGAUUCCUUGCUUCAAUCGAAUCUUAGUUGCAACACUGUGAAAAGCUACUUCAGUUUCUACGCCUGAGCCGAGCAAGCUAUCAAGAGGAAGAGGUUUGAUCAAAUUAAAAUAAUGUGUGAUUUAUGGCUGUUAUAACACUCCGUGACCAUUGGUGAACAUACCAAAGAAACCAAAUGUGCUCUGUGUUAAUGCUUCUAACCUGUUUGCAAUGUUUCAGUUUCAAUUAAGAUUAUAUGGUGGUUCAGUGUUUUCUCAAUGUAGAUUUGAAGAAAACUAAAUAGAAUAUUUUUCUUUGUGUAUGUAAUAUUCUCUGAUUUAUCAUUUAUCUUGUCCUUUUAUUCAAAGGUAUACAUUACAAUUCCAUGUCUAAAGAAUAAGAUUGUUGGUAAAGUUUGUCAUUAUUUGAUCUGAUUAAAAGUUUAACCAGCAAUUUUUCACUCACAAUUUUGAAUGUUUAAGUAACCUCUCUGUUCUUGCAAAAUUCACCCUCUUCUUGCAGGAUGGGCAAAUUGCAUGUAUUUUACACGUAAUGAAUGAGGCUGUGUAAUAAACAAUGUCUCCCAAUUAGAACUGAGUAAUAUUAGAGAGCUCCGGGGCAAUACGUUGUUAUUCUAUGCAUUAUUUUUAGUCUUCUCUGUGGAACUGUUAAUUGGUUCCUCACAAGUUCGUAUUAUUGUGUCAGAGAUAUUGUCAUAACCUUAUUUUUGGCAAGUCUCAGAUAAUAAGAGGAACAAAUGUUUUAUAUGAUCUUUGAGAAAGAAAAGAGGAACUAGGUGAAGGAUGUAGAUACAGGAAAGUUUAACUAUUGUACAGUUUUAUGUUGAAUCUCACUUGACGUUAAAUAAAAAGUAUCAGAUA
This is a messenger RNA of Coregonus clupeaformis (lake whitefish), 3619 nucleotides long. RefSeq names its product sorting nexin-8. The transcript is spliced from 14 exons. NCBI's taxonomy places the organism in Eukaryota, Metazoa, Chordata, Actinopteri, Salmoniformes, Salmonidae. The record is from RefSeq and is a predicted model, not a curated record. Gene Ontology annotation, molecular function: phosphatidylinositol binding. The coding region runs from base 123 to 1682 and encodes 519 amino acids. Gene Ontology annotation, biological process: retrograde transport, endosome to Golgi.